AAUGUCAUCCACCUUCAGCCGUUCUACAAGAAGUAAGACAUCGUAGUUCUCCGGCCCACAAGCGCCUGAGUGAUGUUCUCGCAAACAGGGACAAGAACUUCUACGUGUUCAUGAACGAAUUUCACAAAGACACGUACAUUGAGCGGAAGCCAGGGGAAUCAACCAGCGAUAGGAACGAUCGUGCAAUCCGCGCGGCGGCGCUUUGGUACAAGAAGCACCUGAUGAACGACAGCUUGGAAAUCGUGCUACUGGCAAGCAACGCUCAGAGAAGGGAUGCCGCCAGGGGCAAGGGGAUCACAUCAUACACAGUCGAGGAAUACGUGAAGAGUGUGACGAAAUAUCCGGAGCUGUUGGACAAGCUUGCGCAGUUGGACCAGGACCGCAGCCAUGCUCCGGAUGCAGACAUCUUCGACGGACGCCGGAUCACCUAUCCGGAACACCUUCCGCUGUCAGAGCUCCAGGCCGGGAUCAGGGCAGAAAAGUACAAGUCCGGAGCAUUCCACGCGAGCAGAGAGAAUUACCUGGAGGCCAAUGUUACGGUUCAGGACAGUGAUGAGGCGGUUUUCAUCCAAGGUCACUCGCACCUGAACCGAUCCGUGGACGAGGAUGUCGUUGCCGUGGAGAUCCUGCCGCGGAGUCAGUGGAAGUGUCCAUCGUCGAUGAUGCUGGAGGACAAGACGGAGGCACCGGACGAUGAGGAGGCAGCGAACGAUGACCUGGAGGAGGGGACAAACUCGCACAGGUUGGUCACGGGUCGCGUCGUCGGUAUCAUAAAGCGCAAGUGGAGGCAGUACUGCGGAAUUCUGCAGCCUUCUACUCGGAAGGAUUCGACGCGACACCUCUUCGUGCCGGCCGAGAAAAAGAUUCCAAAGAUCUGUGUGGAGACGCGGCAAGCAGCCGUGCUGCAGGGCCAGCGCAUUGUCGUCUGCAUCGACUCCUGGCCCCGACACAGCAGGUACCCACAGGGACAUUUUGUGAGGCGUCUCGGCGAGGUCGGCGACAAGGAGACGGAGAACGAGGUGCUACUCCUGGAACACGACGUCGCCCACUCGGCGUUCUCCGAAGCCGUGCUCAGCUUUCUUCCCAAGAUGCCGUGGAGCAUCAGCGAGGAGGACUUGGAAAAGAGAACAGAUUUGAGACAUCUGGAUAUCUGCAGCGUCGACCCGCCAGGCUGUACAGACAUUGACGAUGCUCUGCAUUGCAGGUAUUAAUUCCUCCACGAAUCCCAAACGGUUAACGUGGAGGCGGGCGUGCACAUCGCCGACGUCACGCACUUUGUGCGCGGGCUCAGCGCUGGACCGCGAGCGAGCGCGCGCGGCACCACCGUCUACCUCGUCGACCGGCGCAUCGACAUGGUUCCCGAGCUGCUGUCAUCGAACCUGUGCUCCCCGUGCACGACGGAGACGCGCCUCGCCUUCUACUGCAUCUGGGAGCUGACGGCGGAUGCGGAGAUCGUGCGCGUGCGCUUCAUGAAGAGCAUCAAUCCGCUCCAAAGUGUGAAGGCUUCAUUGACGUACGCAGAAGCACAGGGCAUGAUCGAUGAUGUAAGCAGGGACGACUCUCUGGCUGUGUGUCUACGAAAUCUCAACCGCCUCGCUAAGAUUCUGAACAAGCGCAGGAUAGAACAGGGGGCACUUAGUCUUGCUUCAUCGGAGGUGCGCUUCCACAUGGACAGCGAAACCCAUGACCCUGUCGACGUACAGACGAAGCAGAUGCUAAAACAACCCACCCCCCGCGCGAUCAAAGGCUGCGGGCCGGGGAACCCGCGUGGCGUUGUCAAGGGGGCUCGAGGAGCCUCCAAGGGCUUCACGCUGGACAUCAACAGUAGCAAGGGGCUCGCAGACUCCCUGAAUUUGGCCGUCAUCAAGACGCAUCCCUACUUCAACACGAUGCUGCGCAUCAAGGCGACGCGAUGCAUGAUGCAGGCCGUCUACUUCUGCAGCGGCAGCCUCCCUGAGACAGAGUUCCACCACUACGGGCUCGCGUCGCCCAUCUACACUCACUUCACGUCCCCGAUCAGAAGAUACGCUGACAUCAUGGUGCACCGGCUGCUGGCGGCGGCGAUCGGGGCCGACGCGACCUACUCCGACCUCAUGGACCCGAAGAAGGUGCAGAGUACGUGCAACAACCUCAACUUCCGUCACAGGAUGGGCCAGUACGCGGGCCGCGCGUCCGUCGCACUACACACGCUGUUGUUCUUUAAGAACCGCGUCGUCGACGACUGGGGUUACGUUCUUUUCAUCCGCAAGAACGCACUGCAGGUUCUCAUACCGAAGUACGGGCUUGAGGGAACCGUGUGGCUGAAGUCCGACGAUCCUGCAUGUCCGGAGUUUGUGUUUAACGAGGAGGACAACACGAUGACGGCGGCCGGCGUGACGUUCCACGUGUUUGACCGCGUCACCGUGCGCAUCAGCAUCGACAGCACCAAAAUCCAGCACCAGAAAGUGCGCAUGCAGCUCGUGCGUCCCGCGGUGCUGGGAUUCAGCGUGCCAGAGAACGUGGGAGAGGAGACUACCAAUACAAGCCAAUCAGCACCUGCCAAGAAGCAGAGGAAAUCAUGAACGCGAAAAAAAACAACAUGAGGACGACGUGCUUUGUGUGCUGUUUUUAUAGAAAAGAAUAAAUCAAUCUGCAAUGUAUA
This is a messenger RNA of Priapulus caudatus, 2641 nucleotides long. RefSeq names its product exosome complex exonuclease RRP44-like. Gene Ontology annotation, biological process: rRNA catabolic process. The record is from RefSeq and is a predicted model, not a curated record. Gene Ontology annotation, cellular component: cytoplasmic exosome (RNase complex); nuclear exosome (RNase complex). Lineage: Eukaryota; Metazoa; Priapulida; Priapulimorpha; Priapulimorphida; Priapulidae. Gene Ontology annotation, molecular function: RNA binding; 3'-5'-RNA exonuclease activity; endonuclease activity.